This is a messenger RNA of Fomitopsis serialis, 1713 nucleotides long. RefSeq lists its product as uncharacterized. The record is from RefSeq and is a predicted model, not a curated record. The transcript has 8 exons. NCBI's taxonomy places the organism in Eukaryota, Fungi, Basidiomycota, Agaricomycetes, Polyporales, Fomitopsidaceae. Bases 1 to 1713 code for a protein of 570 amino acids.
AUGGCGCGUGGACAAGAGCCGCUCCGCCCGUCUGUCCCCGGACAGCAUAUCCUUGACGCGGUGCCGGGCGGGCGUGGAAAUGACGAGCAAGCGGCCGCCGGUCAAGCGCUGGCUGGGCGGCCCCCGACUAGUGUCGACUGGGACGGAGGGAUUGUGUACUCGCGCACGAAGUCUGGCACGAAGUACCCCGACUUCCUCAUCAGUUCGUACUACGGCCUCAAAGAGCCAGGGGGUCAGGAGCUGGAGCGGGAGGUGCCACGCCUCGUUGUUGAAGUCAGGUCGCUGCGUCCCGACGAGGUGAUUCCGACAAUCGACGACCGGAUCGCUAUAUUGAAACAGCUGCAAUCGUACAUGGCGCGAGUCGUCGCUCAUGUGGACCUCACGAAGCAUGAGCUGCCGUGGGGGCUAGCGAUCAUCGGGACUUACACAGCAUGGUUGCGCCCUAGCCGCCGCAACGCCCAAUGCGCAUGGGAGUACAUUGGCGGCUUUCACUCCGGUCGCGGAUACUGGACGAGCAUCUACGGGCUCGAAUUCCGAAAGUAUAUCAAUGAGCGGGCAGACAAGUGCCGUCUCAACUCCAUUGCCUACGCCCGUGCGUACCGGGAGAAGCUCGAUAACCUCCAGAACGCGCCGCCGGAAAACCGCUUCAGCAGUUGUACCACCGCUUCAGAGUGCAACCGAUGCCAGGUCAUGAGGGUAUGCAGAAAGUCCACCAAGAUUUCCAUCUGUCCGGCGUCCGGUGUCCGACAGCGGGCGUCCGGCGGCGGGUGUCCGGUGGCGGUUGUCCGGUGGCGGGUGUCCGUCGAAUUUGAGGCCGUGUUUCAUGACAAUGCGGUUGCUGCGGCGCAAGCAGCGGCUCAGUCAACCGGGGCCCACGGGAGCACUGCCGCAGAGGAUCGCGUGCUCCUCAAAUCAAUGUGUAUGGCAGCGAUGAUCACAGGGUUCCAGCGCCUGUCCAAUGAAGACACGCUGAUGGUGUUAGGCAUUACGGACGCCAUGGCCCGGUUUUGGGAGGUCCUCGAUGCCCCGGAACAAUCUGGGGCUGCAGCACUAGAGCGCUUGAAGGACGUGGUGGUCCUGAAAGAUGUAUCGAUGGAGCCAGAGGGAAGUCAAGGCACACGGGGAGUGCCUCCGAUGACCCGGAAGCAUGGAUUGGAUGAUGAAGGGAACGUGCUCAUCCCGCCUGACAAUGUUUCCCUUUCUGCAUUUCGCAUGGAAAUGAGGGACACAUUCGACACCGAGGCCACUCGAGUGGAGGCCGUCGAGGCCUUGCUCGAUGCGGAGAUCACCAGGGAGGACGAAAGGCGUAUGUCACUCGAACGCAGGCACAUCAGAGAGCAACAGGACGGAAUCGCACAUUACAUCAAUAAGCUGAACCUACGCCUACUGCCGCCCAUGGUCAUGCCAAUUCCGGCCAGUCCACCCGGGCAGUACAGACAACUUGCAAAUGGCGAGCUCACGAAGGUGUUGGAUCCGGCGGAAAAGGUCCAGUAUUUAGACAACAUCAUUGAUGCCCUGAUGACGCAAUAUGGGAUCAUGGAGGACUAUAUUUCGGCCGAAAUAGGCUUCUGGGAAUCAGUUUUGGAGGGCAGUGAGCGGGAACAGAGUGACUGGUAUGCGCGGGUUGCCCCGCACCCGGUGAUGGAGGAUUCAGACUAUUUUGCCCGCGGAUUUACCGAGUUUCGUGGGUUAGAAGACAUGCAGGAGGAGUAA